Messenger RNA from Parascedosporium putredinis, 1323 nucleotides. Lineage: Eukaryota; Fungi; Ascomycota; Sordariomycetes; Microascales; Microascaceae. The record is from the annotation of a GenBank genome assembly.
AUGCCCUCCGCCAGCGAAAAGCCCCUCAGCGCCUUUGAGCGCCGCCGCCUCGAGAACCGCCAAGCCAACAACGAACUCAUCAGCGAGCUCUCCGAAGUCGCCUCCAAGAUCCUCCCCGUCCCCGCCCCCACCACCACCACCUCCUCGACCUCGUCCCACAAGCGCCGCGCCGCCGCCGCCGACGCCCCCGUCAAGCGCGAACAGCCCACGCGCCGCACCCGCGCCAGCGCCCGCCUCGCCGGCAUCGAAGCCGACAGCGAGGUCGAGAAGCGCAAGUUCGAGGCCGAGCACGAGGCCGCCGCCGACCAAAAGGCCGCUAAACGCUACCGCGUCAGCCGCGACCUCGUCCUCGGCGAGAUCGGCGUCGACGGGAAGAAGUGGGACAACGAUGUCCAGGGGCUCAAGGACAUGUUUCGCGGCGCCCAGCCCGGCGUGCCCACCUUUUCCGAGGAUGACAUCGAGGAGGCCACCGACGAGACCCUCAAGAAGCUCAGGGUGCGCAUGGGCGGCUUGGCUCUCUACGAGAAACCCACUCCCGCACCAUCUCCGCCAUCCUCUUCUCCCCGCCGACCACAACGCCGUCUACUCCUCCUCCUACGACUCCUCCAUCCGCAAGCUCGACAUCGCCAAGGGCCUCUCCGCCCAGGUCUACGCCCCCGCGACCCCGCCGAGGACGCCCCCAUCUCCGCCCUCGACGCCGCCCACGCCGACCCCCAGCUCCUCUACUUCUCCACCCUCCAGGGCCUCGUCGGCCGCGUCGACCUCCGCGACCCCGCCAACACCGUCGAGCAGUGGGUCCUCUCCGAGCAAAAGAUUGGCGGCUUCUCCCUCCACCCGACCCAGCCCCAUCUUCUCGCCACCGCCUCCCUCGACCGCACCGUCAAGAUCUGGGACCUGCGCAAGAUGUCCGGCUCCGGCGACGACAAGGCCCCUGCCCUCGUCGCCGAGCACCCUUCCCGCCUCUCCGUCUCCCACGCCGCCUGGGGCCCGGCGGCCACCUCGCCACUUCGUCCUACGACAACACCAUCAAAAUCUACUCCUUCCCCGACGCCGCCCACCCAUGUCGUGCCCCAUAACAACCAGACCGGCCGGUGGGUUACUAUCCUCAAGCCCCAGUGGCAGCAGCAACCCCACGACGGCAUCCCCAAGUUCGUCAUCGGCAACAUGAACCGCUUCGUCGACGUCUACGCCGCCGACGGCCGCCAGCUCGCCCAGCUCAACGGCGACGGCAUCUCCGCUGUCCCUGCCGUCGCCCAGUUCCAUCCCACCUUGGAUUGGGUCGCCGGCGGCACCGCCAGCGGGAAGCUGUGCUUGUGGAUGUGA